AUGUUAGAUCUUAAACCAGAAAAUAUUCUACUUGAUGCUCAAGGUCAUGUAAAAUUAACUGAUUUCGGUUUAUGUAAAGAAUCCAUCUAUCAUGGUGGACAAACAAAUACAUUUUGUGGUACAAUUGAAUAUAUGGCACCAGAAAUAUUAACUCGAUGUGGUCAUGGCAAAGCUGUUGAUUGGUGGUCAUUUGGUGCAUUGAUGUACGAUAUGCUAACGGGUGCUCCACCAUUCACAGCCGAGGAUCGUCGACGAACAAUGGACAAAAUAAUAAAAGCAAAAUUAAUUUUGCCUGCAUAUUUGUCUAUUGAUGCAAGAGAACUAAUUCGUAAUUUACUUCGUCGACAAGUCAGUCAUCGACUUGGUAGUGGACCCGAAGAUGCUGAAGCAAUAAAAAGCCAUGCAUUUUUUGGUCAUUUGAAUUGGAAUGAUGUUUAUGCCAAACGUUCUGAACCUCCAUAUAAACCAAUUCUUAAAAGUGACGAUGAUGUUAGUCAAUUUGAUACGAAAUUUACUGUACAAACACCUGUUGAUUCACCGGAUGAUAGUAUGUUAAGUGAAAGUGCUAAUCAAGUUUUUCUUGGUUUUACUUAUGUUGCUCCGUCAAUAAUUGAAGAUAUGAACCGGUUAGAUUUGAGUAAUUAUGGACAUCGAUCACCAAGAAAAAUGAUUCCAUCUGAAUUAUUAUCUCAUACAUUGAAUCUAAAAAUUUCUGAAUUAAAUUGUGUUAAUGAUCAGUCAAGUACUACGAUAAUUGAAACAAAAGAUAAUAAUGAUAAUUUAUCAUCAAGAACAGUCAGAUCAUCUACACUCAAUAGAUAUCAAUCAAAUAAAUCAAAAAGUCCAGGAAAUAUACAUGUACUUAAAAAGCUUUUUCGUCGUCGUCGUAGUACCAGUCGCUAA
Molecule: messenger RNA, 903 nt
Organism: Rotaria sp. Silwood2
Lineage: Eukaryota; Metazoa; Rotifera; Eurotatoria; Philodinida; Philodinidae
Source: the annotation of a GenBank genome assembly